GCCACCAUCCGGCACAGCCAAUUAGUAAGGUUUGUCACGUAAACAAAAACAUUCCGAUUCUUUACUAGUGCAGUCAGAUGGAACCCCUCCAGGCACAUGAAGCAAACGCGGCCUAUUUUGCAGCAGAGAGGGUUUUGCCGAAUAAACACAAGGCAAUGCAUAAGCAGUAUUGAUUGGUUCACGCCAGCCUCGCUCUGCUGACGGAGACACUGUCAAAAACUGGGCCAACAUUUGCUCGUAUUGAACCAAAUGUUGCUGAAAGUAUGAACUACCAUAAAGGAAGGACGCUAGGCGUACUGGGAUGUGUGCAGGACGAAUAUGUUUAUUGUUUGUGUAGAGGGACAGAUAUGGGAAGGAGAGGGGGUGUCUGCUUGUUUAUUGAGUUGCUCUUUGGCCACGGGUGACGUGGGUCACAAGUCAUUGUAAGUACACAAAAUAUUUACACGAUAUUUUUUUAUGUCACAAAUGGAGACUGCAGCUAACAGCUGAUUUCAUACAAAUGUGAUGGAGGACAAACGACGUGGGUGAAUUGCGGCAGUGGGUUCCCCAAACUGGGAUCUGUGAAAAAAAGCUUCAAAGUUCAUCGGAUUUCUCCAAGAUAAAUAAAGGUUGUGUUUCGGAAGUUCGCGGGAAGUGACCCACAAGGUCACGUGGGAAGUGAGCCACAAGGUCACGUGGGAAGUGGGCCACAACGUCACGUGGGAAGUGACCCGCAAGGCCGAGGAAGUGGCCCGCAAGGCCUCGGGAAGUGGCCCACAAGGCCGAGCAAAGUGUCCCACAAGGCCACGCAGAAAGUGGACCACAAGGCCGAGCAAAGUGUCCCACAAGGCCACGCAGACAGUGGACCACAAGGCCGAGCGGAAAAUUGCCCGCAAGGCUGACGAAAAUGGCCCACUAUCUGUCUGACAGUGGAUUGGUGGAACUCCAAAUUAUUAGAAAUGGUUUUGUCGCCCUUUCCGGACUGAUAAGCAUCAAUAACUCUUUUUCUGAGAUCCUCAGAGAUUUAUUAUGAUCGUGACGUGACUUAUUUCCACAUACCUUUUUAUGGUGAAGACCAAACACACAAAGUUUCUGGACUUCAUAUAGGGUGGGGCCUCCAAAACUCACCCCUGAAGAUCUACCUAAUUAUAUUUAAACACCUGAUUCUAAUUAUUUCCUUAAUUGGCCUAAUGAAAUCAGGGGUUCACUUUUUCACCUUAAUUACUUAUCGUUUGUUUAUAUCAUACAUCAUUUUGUAAAACAAAAAAACAUGGACUUGGUUAAUAUAAACUCCAUUGCAUAUUUAUAAAUUGGCCGGUUUUUAUUCAAGAAGGCUAUCAUGGUAAAACGAUGGCAUUUCCAUAAUAAUCAUUGAGCUUCACACACAUCUUCUCGGCACUGUAGGUGCACGUCUCACGGUUCGCUUCUUCAGCAACUCAGUGCGUUCACGGGCAGUACGGAGAUCACAUCACGGAGGCCACGAAUGUGCCACGUGUUUUAAUAUCUUCACGUAACACAUCAGCGUGGCUCUUGCAUCCACGCGAUCGUCAAGGGCUAAUUUUACACGCAUUGCACCGUGGCCUGGGACUUUCCAGUGUUUUGUGUGAGAUGUAAAAAAACAAACGAGCACCCGUGUCAUGUAGCUUUUUUAAGCACCUGGGGCACGCUACCACCGCUGCUUCCUGCACUAUUGCUGGGGCUCUCUCCGCGUCGUGCCAGCUUGGGGUUUUCCCGCUGAGAUGGCGAUUAGCAUUCUCGCUUACAGAAAUAUCUCCCUUUUGGAAGAAAAAAAAAAUGUACCUCUGGCUGCGUUGCAGCUUUAGUGUUUUCCACCUCUGCAAGGAAACUCCUCGCUCCGCAUGGCAAUUCCGAGGGUGGCAUUUCCACCGCGCAGUCGCCUAUUUAAUAGUCGCCCGGCACCCACAUGAGCCCAGAGACAGAGAGCGCGUGGACUUCACUCUGCGGGCGACGCUCGGCCACACACGGGGCACGGGGCGAGCGAGGGCGCGUUCCAAGCAAACUUCUCAUCCCCCGCCGCCGCACGCCUCUGGUGGAGAAGGAAAGUGGGGAGAGCAGAGUCGUCUCCUUCGCUUCAAACAUGUUUUGCAAAGGUGUGAAGAUCCUGCUCAUCUUCGUCACUGUGAUCUGGGCAGAAAGUCUGGCGUCGAGAGCGCAAUUCGACCUCUGUGAUCUCAAUUUGCGCUUUGAGAUAUUCCUGUCCAGGAUGACGCGUAUCAAAACGCUCCAGACAAAUUGCGCAAACUAUUCAAACUCUUUCGCGAAACUCAAGGGGAAGCCAUUCCUGUGCCUGGCAGGAGGACAGCUGAACGACACGGCGAUGGAGGCGUGCUUGGCUGAAAUUGUCGACGGACUCAAUCACUUCAGAGACUUCUUUUUCGGCAAUAAUUGCUCCGAAUCCUGUGACACCUUAAAAAGCAUCCGGAAUAUCUUCCUCAACUCCAACAUAUUUCACCCGACCAAGGCGCAGAGCCCCGAGGCGGCACGGGCACCGCCCGCUGCGCCCGCCCGGAGCCUGGAGGGCGGCCUGCUCGACUGCGGCGCCUUUCACCUCCGCCUCUACGUCGCCAACGUUCGCAGGCACGCGAUGAGCCGCCGCCGCGACGCUGGCGGAUGCCGGGAGGUGGGGGUCACCGAGAAGCCGCGGCGAAGGCGCAAGAAGCAGAGGUGGCGGGGUGGGAAGAAGCAGAGGAGGGGGGGGAAGGAGAGGAGGGGGAAGCCCACGGCGACGGGGGACGACGCCGGCGGUGCGAGUGGGGAGGCGAGGGGAAUGAGAAGGAAAACCAAGAGGCAGAGGCAUAGAGACGUUGAACCCACGCGGGCACGGGCGGGUCCGCACUUGGAGCAGAGAGCAGACGGGGUGGGAGUCACUGAAUCGAGUUUGAGCGGUGGCGCAGCGGUCAGCGCACUGCGCUACGAACCCGGCGAGCCAAAAUUCGUUCCCAGCUCGCGGCCAACAGCAGCGAGUGACGAUUGUCUGACCGGUUCUGGGCAUCCACUAGGUCGACUCGGCCUCAAAUGAGUACCUGGUGCCGUGGUGUAUACGCAUCGUCACUAGGGAGACAAAGGCGGCGUGUGGCGUGAAGCCGACCGCCCAUCACGGCGGGUGCCGUGGCAGACUUCAUAGACGCUCGCUAAAUGCCACUCAUCCCUACAAUCUGUGAAGGCGACACGCAGAGGGUCUUGAGGGGGCACGACAUUUGUCUUUGUGUAGCAACAAUUGGCUCUGGCACACAAUCACUUAAAGAGCAGGGCCACCCCCCAUCCCCCCCCCCCCCGCAGACAAUGAGACAAUAUGAAUAACCCGGGGCAGUUGUGAUCACUCGCUCGAUCCUCAGAGAGAGAGGGGCUGUUAUGAAGCGAGAGGGGCCUCCUCCCUCGCUUUGAGACCAGAGACAUCGGCGGCAGCUGCAGGUGGGACGCUGCAGUGAGCGAGGGGGCUGCGUGAGUUUGUCGCAACAGGGAAACCGCACGCGGCGUGAGAAGAAUCCGUUGCAGGGCGGCGAGAAACCAUCCCGCUCUGGGCUGCGGGGGAAGAGAAUGAAAGCACAAAAAGGCGUCGCGCAGAACGAGCCGCCCGAGGCCUGCACCGCAAAUUCAAACAACAGCGGGCGGGCACGAGAAGAAUUACCCCGGCAAGCAGAGGAUGCGGCUCGCAGACCAGAUAGGCAAGAUGCACCUUCUAGACCAGAUAGACAAGAUGCACCUUCUAGACCAGAUAGACAGGAUGCGGCUAGCAGACCAGAUAGACAAAAUGCACCUUCUAGACCAGAUAGACAAGAUGCGGCUCGCAGACCAGAUAGACAAGAUGCGGCUCGCAGACCAGAUAGACAGGAUGCACUUUCUAGACCAGAUAGACAGGAUGCACCUUCUAGACCAGGUAGACAAGAUGCGGCUCGCAGACCAGAUAGACAAGAUGCACAUUCUAGACCAGAUAGACAAGAUGCGGCUCGCAGACCAGAUAGACAAGAUGCACCUUCUAGA
This is a messenger RNA of Petromyzon marinus (sea lamprey), 3981 nucleotides long. RefSeq lists its product as uncharacterized. The record is from RefSeq and is a predicted model, not a curated record. NCBI's taxonomy places the organism in Eukaryota, Metazoa, Chordata, Hyperoartia, Petromyzontiformes, Petromyzontidae.